AUUAACCUGUAAUUUGAAUGUUUGUCAUACGUAGUGUAAGAGUAAAAACAAAACGUAAUUCUUAAUUUAAAAUUUCAAAAGAAUGGGUGGUGAUAAAAAAAGGAGAUCCCGAAGUAAGGAAAGGCAUGAUAUUAAAGAUUGGGACAGAGAUCGUAUUAGAGAGAGGGAAAGGAAACGUUCGAGAUCAAGAAGCAAAGAUCGGAGUCAUAAACGGCAUCGUUCACGAUCGAGAGAUAAAUAUGAAUCUUCUAAUCGUUAUGAUAAACAUGAUACAAAAUACGACAAGCAUUCGAAAAGUGAUAGAAACGAUAGAGACAGAAAAGAUGAUAGAAAGAAAGAUGAGAAAGACCCCAAAUCACGCCAAAAAUCCCCAACUCCUGUUGAUGAGGAUUCUAAAAAUACUUUAAAAAAGGAACAAACUGCUACAAAUGCGAAAAAAGAACCUUUAUCACUUGAAGAGCUAUUGGCCAAAAAAAAAGCUGAAGAAGCUGCAAAAAGUAAGCCUGUGUUCUUAACUAAAGAACAAAGAGCAGCAGAGGCAAUUAAGAGACGAGAAGAGGAGAUUGCUCAAAAGAGAAAACAACAAGAAGAUGAAAAGAAAUUAAUUCAGAAUAUUCAAACCUGUAGAAUAGAAGAACAGAGAAAAGAAGAGAGAGAAUUCAGAAGACCUCGAGAUAGGGAAUUGAAGGAAGAGGAAAAACAAAAGGAUAAAGAUAAGGAACGAGAACAGGAUGCUAUUAAGGAGAGAUAUUUAGGUUUAGUAAAAAAGAAAAGACGAGUGAGAAGGCUAAAUGACAGAAAAUUUGUCUUUGAUUGGGAUGCUGGGGAAGAUACAUCAACAGAUUAUAACAACAUAUAUAAAGAACGCCACCAGGUUCAAUUUUUCGGUAGAGGUAACUUGGCAGGAAUAGACAUAAAAGCCCAGAAACGGGAUCAAAGUAAAUUCUAUGGAGAGCUCCUGGAGAAAAGAAGAACAGAAGCAGAGAAAGCUCAAGAAAAAGUCAGGCUCAAGAAGGUUAAGAGGAAGGAAGAAAAGCAAUUGUGGGAUGAUCGACACUGGUCUGAAAAAGAAAAUACAGAAAUGACGGAAAGAGAUUGGAGAAUUUUUAGAGAAGACUACAACAUUACAAUUAAAGGUGGAAAGAUUCCAGAACCUAUAAGAAAUUGGAAAGAAUCUGGUAUUCAAAAAGAACUGCUAGAAAUUAUUGAUAAGGUCGGUUACAAAGAUCCCACUCCUAUCCAAAGACAGGCAAUACCCAUAGGUAUGCAAAAUCGUGACAUUAUCGGUGUUGCUGAAACAGGUUCCGGAAAAACUCUAGCAUUCCUUAUACCAUUGCUAUCUUGGAUACAGUCUCUUCCGAAGAUUGAGAGGAAUGAAGAUGCCGAUCAAGGACCAUACGCUAUCAUUAUGGCGCCAACUCGUGAAUUGGCUCAACAGAUAGAAGAGGAAACUGUUAAGUUCGGUCAACCUUUAGGAAUCAGAACUGUGGUAGUUGUAGGAGGUCUUAGUAGGGAAGAACAAGGUUUCAGACUGAGAAUGGGUUGCGAAAUCGUAAUCGCAACACCUGGUCGAUUGAUUGACGUGUUGGAGAAUCGUUACUUGGUGUUGAACCAGUGUACCUAUAUAGUUCUGGAUGAAGCCGAUAGAAUGAUAGAUUUAGGUUUUGAACCCGAUGUACAGAAAAUUCUGGAACACAUGCCUGUAACUAACCUGAAACCAGAUACGGAAGAGGCUGAAGAUAGUCAAGUACUCCUAGCAAAUUAUAACAGUAAGAAGAAGUACAGGCAAACUGUGAUGUUUACAGCUACUAUGCCCCCUGCGGUAGAAAGAUUGGCCAGAACGUACUUAAGGAGACCAGCUGUUGUUUAUAUUGGUUCUAUUGGUAAGCCUGUCGAGAGAGUGGAACAAAUCGUUCAUAUUAUGGGAGAAAAUGACAAAAGACGUAAACUCAUCGAGUACUUGUCUAAGGGUGUUGAUCCACCUAUUAUUAUAUUCGUCAACCAAAAGAAGGGGGCAGAUGUUUUGGCUAAAGGCCUCGAGAAAUUGGGUUAUAACGCUUGUACGCUCCACGGUGGUAAAGGUCAGGAACAGAGAGAAUACGCCUUGGCCAGUCUUAAAUCGGGAUCCAAAGAUAUUUUGGUUGCUACCGAUGUGGCCGGAAGAGGUAUCGAUAUCAAAGAUGUAUCGAUGGUCAUCAAUUACGACAUGGCAAAAACAAUUGAAGACUAUACCCAUCGUAUUGGAAGAACUGGUAGAGCUGGAAAAGCUGGUAUUGCUGUCAGUUUUUGUACCAAUGAUGAUUCAGCUUUAUUCUAUGAUCUUAAACAGAUGCUCCUAUCGUCUCCUGUUUCAAAUUGCCCUCCAGAAUUAAUGAAUCACUCUGAGUGCCAAAUGAAGCCCAAUCAACCUAAGAGGAGAAGAGAUGAAAUGAUUUUUGCUUGAUUUUGAUGUUCGAAUGCAGGAAUUCUAUAUUUAAAAAUUUUAGAAUGUUUUCUUUGUAUUUGGAAUUAAAAUUAGUUUCAAUUA
Harmonia axyridis is the source of this 2527-nucleotide messenger RNA. Its product is annotated as probable ATP-dependent RNA helicase DDX23. Bases 83 to 2443 code for a protein of 786 amino acids. Lineage: Eukaryota; Metazoa; Arthropoda; Insecta; Coleoptera; Coccinellidae. The record is from RefSeq and is a predicted model, not a curated record. The transcript has 9 exons. Gene Ontology annotation, biological process: mRNA splicing, via spliceosome. Gene Ontology annotation, molecular function: RNA binding; RNA helicase activity; ATP binding. Gene Ontology annotation, cellular component: catalytic step 2 spliceosome.